Limulus polyphemus (Atlantic horseshoe crab) is the source of this 1384-nucleotide messenger RNA. Its product is annotated as AP-2 complex subunit sigma-like. Gene Ontology annotation, molecular function: clathrin-cargo adaptor activity. The record is from RefSeq and is a predicted model, not a curated record. Gene Ontology annotation, cellular component: membrane coat; AP-2 adaptor complex; intracellular membrane-bounded organelle. Gene Ontology annotation, biological process: clathrin-dependent endocytosis; intracellular protein transport. The transcript has 4 exons. Bases 158 to 586 code for a protein of 142 amino acids. NCBI's taxonomy places the organism in Eukaryota, Metazoa, Arthropoda, Merostomata, Xiphosura, Limulidae.
AAAAUCAAUAAGGAGGUGCGUUCUUAUGGUGAUAUAUGUGUGUGACACUGUCAGGUUAUUGUAGAGUGGGAGUGUCUUAGAAAAAAAAUUCAAAUAUUCCUUGAAAGUUGAAGUUUUCAGCUUUUUUACGGAUAUUAUCACUGAGAUCAUCAGUAAAAUGAUACGUUUCAUACUCAUCCAGAACAGAGCUGGUAAGACACGCCUUGCCAAAUGGUAUAUGAAUUUUGAUGAUGAUGAAAAGCAGAAACUGAUAGAAGAAGUUCAUGCAGUUGUCACUGUUCGAGAUGCUAAACAUACAAAUUUUGUAGAGUUCCGUAACUUCAAGAUAGUGUACAGAAGAUAUGCUGGUCUUUAUUUUUGUAUCUGUGUGGAUAUCAGUGACAACAACUUAGCUUACCUUGAAGCCAUUCACAAUUUUGUUGAGGUGCUCAAUGAAUAUUUCCAUAAUGUUUGUGAAUUAGAUCUGGUUUUCAACUUCUACAAGGUAUACAGUGUUGUUGAUGAAAUGUUUCUAGCAGGGGAGAUCAGAGAGACAAGCCAGACGAAAGUACUAAAGCAGUUGCUUGUAUACAAUUCCUUGGAGUAAACUAUUUACUUUGUUGUUUUGUGCCAAGUUUCUUGUGAAGCACAGUGUACAACUUAAAGAUACUUCCUGUGAUCAAGCAAAUUUUGGCUCUCAUUAAACCUAAAUAUCAUUUGUUACAAAAGUUUGUGGGUGUUAGAAUUUCACAAUACUGUGAAACAGUUGCAGUAUGCAAUAUUUAUUUCAAAACAUGGUAUUUAGUGAAACACAGUUCAAAUAUUGUGUAAUUAUCCAGAAAAGUUCUUUUAUAGUGAAAAGUGUAGAACAACUACAUUGUAAGUUGUAACUAAAUGGGGAAUGAAAAUAGUGUGUUUACCAAAAAUGUUUUAAUGCUGCUAUAGAAUAUUAUUUCACAAGCUAUAUUUUGAAAGUGAAGGUAAUUCCACAAUGAACUGGCAUGCUGAUGAUAUUAAAAAUUUGUUUGGCCUUUUAUGAAUUUUGAAAGAGGUCGGCCUUCACAUCAUUAAUUCUGUAGUCAAUAUGACAGAAUUUAUUUGAAAAUUAUUUUUCAAGAUGAUAGCUUGAGUUGUACCCUAAGAGGUUUGGUUUAGUGUAUGACAUAAAUUUACCACUGAAAGUUCAAAAAGUACUUUAUAAGGUGAUAAAUGUGAAAGCAAAAUUGAAUUUUUAAUAUUAAAAGUAGAUUCUUCUUUCAGAAAUAAGAUAUUGUAUUGAAAUAUUAGUAUAUCUCAGAUCAAAACUUAAAGAAAAAGGCUGACUGUGUAAUUCCACAUGAAAUUUAGCCUAGUUUUAUAACUGCUUUAAUACUUUGUAACUUAAGUCAUUUCCCUAUCCAUACUG